Molecule: messenger RNA, 387 nt
Organism: Blepharisma stoltei
Lineage: Eukaryota; Ciliophora; Heterotrichea; Heterotrichida; Blepharismidae
Source: the annotation of a GenBank genome assembly
AUGAGAAGAACUUGCCGUUUUGGGGUAUAUUCAUCAGGGACCAUAAAAAGGUGCCCUAAAAAAUAUUGCUGCAAAUGCGACGUCUCCCAAACAUUAAAAAUGAUAGAGCAACGAUAUUUCCGAAGAGGUCCUUUAGAAAUUAGGCCAAAAUUAUCUAAAAGACUAUUACACUUAUAUUUCGUAGGGAGGGAUUUUUUUGGAAAACGAAAAGUUACAUAUAAUCAAAAGUACCAUCGAAGAAGCAAGAAAAGCUACAGUAACUAUGAAAUGUAUUGCUCAGCAUUAGGAAAAAAUGAUUUAAUUGAUCUUAAUAUUGAAGAAGCAGAGAUAAUGAUUGAUUUAUUUAAAUCUGAAUAUCCAGAAAAGUCUUAUUCGCUUAUGGACUAA